AUGAUUCGGUAUAAGCCUACAAGUAGUUCGAUUAAGAGUCAUCAGUCGACGGUGAGUUUACCGAAGGAAGAAGUGAAUAUUGUCCUACUCGGCAAACAAAAUGUCGGCAAAUCAGCACUAGUUGUGAAGUAUUUGACAAAACGUUUCAUUUGUGAAUAUGAUCCAUUUCUCGAAGAUACAUAUUGGAAACCAGAUACUGUCGAUCAGCAAGAAGUGCUUGUUAAAGUUAUGGACACAUAUGGAAAGGAUGAUAAACGUUUACCUUAUUAUUUAAAAUGGGCUGACGCCGUUUUGAUCACUUACAGCAUCACGCAGCAGGAUAGUUUCGAAAUGGCUUUGGCUUAUCUCGAUGCAAUUACGAAUUAUUCGAGAAGUUUAAGCAUCUCAUCAAACGAACUGGUUUUGAUACUAUUAGGUACUAAACUCGAUCUUGAACGAAUGAGAAUAAUCCCGAAGUGCGAAGGUGAAGCUAUUGCUGCCAAAUUUAGUUGCGCCUUUUAUGAAACAACAGCAGCCGAAGAUUAUGAAUGUGUUCGACAGCUUUUCCACCGAACUGUACGAGAAGUACGGAAAGAACGCGAGCGCGUUGUAGCAUCGAAUUCAAUUAAUGAAGAAGCAAGAUCAACUAUUCCGAUUCAUUCAACGAUAAAUUUUCCUUCUCCUUCCUCGUCUUCAUCAUCAAGCUCAUCGAUACAUUUCACGACAGCAAACGAACCAGAUAAACUACCAUCGAUCAAUAUCCCAUUACCGCCACCUCUACCAGUAAAUCUCGUACAGAGAUUAGGUAAACAAGGUAAAGUCGAUUUGCAGUCAUCGAUUCAUUCGUCUCACACAAAUUUAUUACACUCCUCAACGCCAAAAGCAGGUUCGCCUGUGUCAACACACAAUACAUCUCAUGUAACAACACCGAAAGCAAAACGACCGCCUUCGAAAACGUCUGUCUUGUCUAUGUUUUUCAAAUGA
Molecule: messenger RNA, 963 nt
Organism: Adineta ricciae
Lineage: Eukaryota; Metazoa; Rotifera; Eurotatoria; Adinetida; Adinetidae
Source: the annotation of a GenBank genome assembly